UACUAGCUUUUGAUCUUACAGGAAUGCAAUGGGUAGAUUCCACUAUUACAUUUUUCCUGGCCUUACUAGUGCUUUGAGUGCUGUUAGUAUAUUUUUGGAAAAUCCGAAAAAGAGAGGUGUGACAGUUACUUCGUUUCUGUACUUGAUGUUUGAAGUGUUUGUCCGUUACUUGGAAGAGUUUAACUACAUCCACCGAACGACAGGCUUUGAAACAUUUGUGUUCAUGAUCUGCAGUGCGGCUCUGCUUUAUCUAUUGAGAAUUGUCAAACAUCAAAAAUCGAAUCUUUGGUUUUUCUUACCACCAUCGUUCGGAAAAAGUAAAAUUACUGAUGAUAAACGCCAUUAUUGUCCUCAUCGUGGGAGUUGCUGGGAUGAUAUAAUCAAUAAUACCGCAAAAUACUUCGGAUUUGGAGUACUAGUUCAAUGGCUCAGAGCCACUGUACCGAAAUUUCGAAAAAUUCUCAAAGAGCCAUCAUUACUAAAUCCUUUCAAUUUGAAAACUCUGAAACUAGGUGUCUUCACUGGAUUGUACGUUAUGACUUAUAAGAUGACAAGCUGUUUUCUAUGUAGAUACAGAAAGGAAGACUCGCCCCUACAUGCUAUUCCCAGUGGACUAUUAGCUGGAUUAGCUUACAUCAUCCGUCCAGAUCUGACAGUUAUUCUUAUAGCUAUUUGUAACUUGUUAACGUUAUCCGAGUAUCAUUUCAAAGAUAAAGGACUUCUUCCAAAAUGGCCUUUUUCAGAGGUGGCUUACAUAAUUGCUUCUGGCAUUCUGUUCCACAGUCAAAUGGUAAUUCCGAAUUGUACACCAAAGCAGUUUGUCAACUUGAUGCAUUCAUUUUCUUAUGGAAAGUCCACAGAGAUCAAUAAGAGACUAUGGGACUACAUCGCAAAAAGCCAAGAGCUGAAAAAAUUGGCAUCCUUAUGAAGGGAGCUGAGUCAUAUAACUGUGUGGAUAUUGGAAACAUUAUUUCGAGUGUUAAGUACAUUGCAAACGACAAACGAUUACAUAUUAAAACGGUAUAUUAUUAUGUGAUAAAUAUAUAUUAUACAUUUUUU
This is a messenger RNA of Nilaparvata lugens (brown planthopper), 1059 nucleotides long. Its product is annotated as transmembrane protein 135-like. Bases 29 to 928 code for a protein of 299 amino acids. NCBI's taxonomy places the organism in Eukaryota, Metazoa, Arthropoda, Insecta, Hemiptera, Delphacidae. The record is from RefSeq and is a predicted model, not a curated record. The transcript has 7 exons.